Molecule: messenger RNA, 393 nt
Organism: Trametes versicolor FP-101664 SS1
Lineage: Eukaryota; Fungi; Basidiomycota; Agaricomycetes; Polyporales; Polyporaceae
Exons: 1
Source: RefSeq, a predicted model, not a curated record
CUGCCAGACGAGAAAAUGCGGGUGCUCGUGAACCUGUACCACCAGUCGGCGUCGUUCAUCACCAAAGAGAACCUCUCGAAACAAAUCGACGAGGCCUUCAUCCACCGGCAGAUGAAACGGGCGACCGCGCUCGGCGACGAGACGCCAUUCCGCGCGCUCGAGGUCGCGCUCACGCAGCGCCGCGCGAUGCCCCGGUUCGGGGAGAGCAACACCGCGACCGUGAAGACGAAUAGCAAGGCGGCGCAGGCGGGCGAGGCGUGGAGCGAGAACCGCCCGCUGCGCGAGCUGGCGGUCAUGACCACGCUGUACGGAGUGCUCAGCCGCGGCCGGCCUGGGUUCGAUGCGCUCAAGGACGAGGAGAUGCGCACGAAGCGCCGGCUAGCGGAGGAUCGC